GCCCGCCGAGGUUCCACAGCCGAGCACUUGACAGCUUCACAGGUGAGAGCAGCGUCCGGAGGCUGUUUCACUUUCACAUCUCCGGCUUCCCGCGGGUCUUCUUUUCUUCUUUGCCUCCUUGGAGCACUCCUCUCUGUGAGCCUGGGGUUGCCACAGUCCAAAAACAACCUCUCGAAGUCUAACCACUCCGGCAGCAUGAGCAAAAAGAAAAAGGACUGGAAGACUGAGAGAGAGAGGCUGCUCCGUCUGGAUCAGGAGGAGAGACGCAAGGAGUUUCGUCGUCAAGAUUUCAUAUCUCUGGACAAGAUUCCAUCCUGGAGAGAGGAGAACACAGCCGAUGACAAGGAUGAAGGAAAGGAGCCGACGGGUGGAGGAGGGCUGAGUGAUAAAGUGUCUCUCUAUAAAGGAGACAUCACCGGCCUGGAGUUGGAUGCCAUCGUCAAUGCUGCUAACUCCAGUCUUCUGGGAGGAGGGGGAGUCGACGGCUGCAUACACAAAGCGGCGGGGUCCUGUCUGUAUGAUGAGUGCCACUCGCUGAAUGGCUGUGACACCGGCAAGGCCAAGAUCACCUGUGGAUAUGAUCUGCCGGCAAAAUAUGUGAUCCACACUGUGGGCCCAGUGGCCAGAGGUCAUGUGGGCCCAACCGAGACCAAUGACCUCACCUCCUGCUACCAGAACUCCCUCGGGCUGAUGAAGGAGCACGGCCUGAGAACCGUGGCCUUCCCUUGUAUAUCCACAGGCAUCUAUGGAUUUCCCAACGAGCCGGCAGCUGAAAUCGCUCUGAACACAGUCAAAAGCUGGAUUGAAGAGAAUCCUGAUAAGAUUAAGCAGAUCAUUUUCUGUGUCUUCCUCGAGACCGACUUCAACAUCUACAAGAAGAAAAUGUCUGUCAUGUUCCAAGACAAUGACAUGGAGGUUACAGAGGAGCAGCCGACGGGAGAUGACACACCGCCGUCUACAAAAUCUGCAACCAAGGAAGAAAGUGAGGAGGGAAACAGAGGUAUUGUGGAACCAGGUGAUGAAGAAGAGGGUGACAAUGAUGCUGCAGGAAAAGAAGACGUAGAGAUGGCGAGUCAAAAUCCAGACGAUGCAGAAAAGGAAGACGUAGAGAUGGCGAGUCAGAAUCCAGACGAAGAUUUAGGAAACGAGGAGGAAAAUCAAGAGAAGACCGCAGAGAAAAUUGAAACCCCAGAGAAGGAGGUUGUGGACACUCACAGCAAAAAAGCUGAAGACAAAGGCAUCGAGAAAGAAAAGAAAGAAAAAGGAGACAAAGAUGAAGAGCAACCUGCUGCGAAGAUGGAAGACGGCGACACAGCCAAGGCCACUGCGGAUAUCGAAGAUGGCCCUGAGAUCAAUGACACUGGCACCAGCAAUGGAGAGGGGAUGAAAGAUCCCGUCGAGAGCUCCGAAGAACCCGAUUCAAUUCCAACUGACAGCAAUCAGUCCAAAGACACUGUUGAGAAGAAGGAAUGAGCAGCUGAGGACGGACAAUCAACCUCAUCUGACAGCCAGCAAACUGUGCGGAGGCCAACCACUCUGGUGUCAGACCGGCCCAUGUCAGGGGCGGCUCUGACACUGGCCCCAGGGCAACCAGUCACUCACAAGAUGCUCCCAAUCCCAACUUGAUUUUAGCUUUCCCCUUCUUUAAGAAACUCCUCACCCCUGAAGUGUGUAUGUGCUGUAUGUAUAUGUAUGUAUGUAUGAGUGGAACCUUACUAUAACAACUUGAACAUAUCAGCUAGAAAAGAUGAGCCAUACCUCACUGUGUGUUAUAGUCAUACAUUAUUUCCAAGGCUGGGUGUGUUGAGUGAGAUAAACUGGGUAAACUUGUCUUUAGUUUCCAUUUCUUAAACGUAAACCCACUGUGAGAGCAUGGCGAAGCUGUCAGAGGACAACAGACACGGCUCCUACCUGUCCACACUCUACCCCUCCCGCCCCGCCCCUCUCUGUUUGUUCUUACACUGUCCCGAUGACACCCAACGGUGACACCUGCCUGCCUCACGGGCUCCUGCACGUCCAGCGCCAUUGUUUCGUCAAAUCGUCCGAUUCCCUUUGUUCCAUGAGGCGACGUGCCGCUUCCCUUUGCCUUUCAUCUCCCAACAUCUCCCGACAACGUCUUAUCUCCACCGCUGCCGUAACUGCAGCUUAACUCGUUUUUACCAGGAAACUCUUCGUCAGCGCGCCCACGCACACUUAAGAGGAUGUGAGUGUCUUUUAACAAAUCGAUUACGCCCCCCCGCCCUCCUCCCCCUCUCUCUCGCUCUCUCUCUCUAAGCCAUUUGCAGUGCAUGCCAGAAAAUUGCUUUGAACUUCCCCAACAUAAACAGGAUUUACUGUCCUCUUCGCUUUUCGCUUGUCUCCUUACCAGAUUGUCUAUAAUUGUAUCGAAGGAAUUUGCCUUAUCUCAUAUCGAGCGACAAAAUCACAAUCACAGACCUAAAGAGGUGGUCGAAGUAUGAAUUCUUGGUUGUGCAUUGCUUGCUGAUGAUUUGUAAUUUUAAGUUCGUCAUGUAAUGGCUAAUACUUGUUGUUGCUUUUAUCGUUUAUUCCUUCAGUUGAUUUAAAAAGGAAAAUAGUUCUUGGUUUCUUUUCAAUGUCGGUAUAAAUCAUGAAUUCUUUUCAGUGGUGCCAUACAACAGAUGAGAUGGAUUUAAAGUUCUAAUGGAAUGAUGCCUUCAUACUUUGAUGUUUGCUUUGCUAAGCUAUAACAGAAACAACUAAUAAAGUUUAAGUUGGAAGCGAUGUCUCAGCUUUAAA
This is a messenger RNA of Limanda limanda (common dab), 2757 nucleotides long. RefSeq names its product mono-ADP ribosylhydrolase 2 (gene macrod2). Gene Ontology annotation, molecular function: ADP-ribosylglutamate-[protein] hydrolase activity. Lineage: Eukaryota; Metazoa; Chordata; Actinopteri; Pleuronectiformes; Pleuronectidae. The transcript has 19 exons. Gene Ontology annotation, biological process: DNA damage response; purine nucleoside metabolic process; peptidyl-glutamate ADP-deribosylation. The record is from RefSeq and is a predicted model, not a curated record. Gene Ontology annotation, cellular component: nucleoplasm. The coding region runs from base 196 to 1473 and encodes 425 amino acids.